CUUGACUACUUUUGCCUCUCUAUAUAAGUUUAAUACGAUCUCUCCCUCAAUGUCAUGAGCGAAACGGAAGAAGACGAUUACAUGUCAACCAAGUUCCUCGAAGAGGCUGCUGAUUAUGAAAGCAAGACACGAAGUGAAGGAACAUACAGCCAGCGCCGCCAACGAACGCUACAGGUGCAGAAGCAAAAGGGGCACAUUAAGCCGCGCGAACAAUUGCAGCGCGAAGCGCGUGAAGAAGGCUUGAAGCGUAAUCUUGAAGAAGACAAGAACAACAAGGGCAUGCAGUUGCUCAUGAAAAUGGGUUUCAAAAAGGGCAUGAAAUUAGGCAAGUCCGAAGGAGGUCUAGAAAAACCUCUUGAAGUUGAAUUAAAGCAAGGUCGAGAGGGUCUUGGUAUGGCUGAAGCACGUAAACGAGCGCUGGAAGAAGAGGAGGAAAGAGAAGCGGCUAAGCGACCUCAUAUUGAUCCGGAUGAAUAUCGCGAAUUGAUGGCAAACAAAGCAAAAGAGUCCAAAUUACAUCGGCGAAGUACUGCUGCAGCUGCCAUUUGUGAACGACUGGAUAUAGAAAAUGGAAUUGAGUCAAAUAUUCUCUGGAUAUUCUGUCCCAAAGAUGAAGAGCAACAACAGCAUACUGGUGAUGGCGAUCUGACCGAACAAGAAGCGAAAGGUUACGCAUUAACUGAGCAAGCUGGAGAAGAUGAAGAUGAAGAAGAGGAAAAAGAAGAGGAAGAAUUACCUUAUCCCAAAGAAGAAGUGGAAGAGCUCAGAUCAUUACCUUUGGACAAACGGCUUACUCGACUUGUUGAUUAUUUACGAGACAAGCACUCAUACUGCUUUUGGUGUGGAGCUAAAUACGAUAAUGCUCAGGAUCUGGCGGAAAACUGCCCUGGGCCAGGCGAAGAUGAUCAUUAGUAAUUGAUGGCAGUGCAAUAAACACAUACGUACCCUAUAGAGUGACAGCCUGUCUGACAUGUGUUGUACGUAGUACAGCAUGAUAAACACAUAUUACAAUUUUUUCCUUCUUCUUAUCAUCACGACGUUUUGAAUUGAGCCUUCGAAGAGGAUAU
Messenger RNA from Zychaea mexicana, 1067 nucleotides. RefSeq lists its product as uncharacterized. NCBI's taxonomy places the organism in Eukaryota, Fungi, Mucoromycota, Mucoromycetes, Mucorales, Lichtheimiaceae. Gene Ontology annotation, cellular component: kinetochore. The record is from RefSeq and is a predicted model, not a curated record. Gene Ontology annotation, molecular function: nucleic acid binding. The transcript has 6 exons. Bases 55 to 912 code for a protein of 285 amino acids.